Aphanomyces astaci is the source of this 722-nucleotide messenger RNA. RefSeq lists its product as hypothetical. The record is from RefSeq and is a predicted model, not a curated record. Lineage: Eukaryota; Oomycota; Saprolegniomycetes; Saprolegniales; Verrucalvaceae. Gene Ontology annotation, biological process: Golgi organization; intracellular protein transport; endoplasmic reticulum to Golgi vesicle-mediated transport. The transcript has 2 exons. The coding region runs from base 38 to 640 and encodes 200 amino acids. Gene Ontology annotation, cellular component: endoplasmic reticulum; Golgi apparatus; endoplasmic reticulum-Golgi intermediate compartment.
CACGGCUGCAUUUUGCGGUUCCUAGCAGUGCUCCGACAUGUCGAUCCGCGCCGCCAUCUUGCUUGGUAUCCUCGUGUUCGUGAUGGGCCUGAACACGGACAUUCCAUCUGGGCAUCCCGAAUGCUUCUUCCUUGAGUCCCAAAAGUACAAGGAAGGCAUGUCGCUCAACUACGAAGUGCUGCGGGGCAUGGGCGACGAACUGGUGACCACAUUGAGCAGUCCCAGCGGCAUCACGCUCUUCCAAAAGACAGGUCCGUCCGGCCGCUUCGUGAGUCCUGUGCCCGAAGACGGAAUGUACCGCGUGUGCUUUGCCCAGUCCACCCUCGUGAACAUCCGCGUGGGGUUUUCGUUCCACGCGGACGACCCGGCGCACGAUGUCGUGUCGAAUGCCGACGCGACCAAGAUUGAGCAAGCCCGCGCGGUCGAGGACAUGGUGUACGAGCUCAACACGAACUUGGACACAGUCAAGGACACCCAGUCGUACAUGAAGGCCAAGUCCGUCUACCACCACAGCGUUGUGGACAGCACGAACAGUCGCAUUGUGCUGUGGUCAUGCAUCGAAGCCACCAUCCUCGUGUCGCUCGUGUUCUGGCAAAUGUCGUACCUCCGUCGAACGUUCGAAGUGCGCCGCGUGUUCUAAAUCAUUCCACCCCGUCUGCAUCCAUUCUCCACGUCGUGUUCUCCUUCGAAUGACUUCACAUUUGAAUUCCUUGCUUCAUGGA